Morone saxatilis (striped sea-bass) is the source of this 2637-nucleotide messenger RNA. Its product is annotated as forkhead box protein J3-like. Gene Ontology annotation, molecular function: DNA-binding transcription factor activity, RNA polymerase II-specific; RNA polymerase II cis-regulatory region sequence-specific DNA binding. NCBI's taxonomy places the organism in Eukaryota, Metazoa, Chordata, Actinopteri, Moronidae. Gene Ontology annotation, biological process: regulation of transcription by RNA polymerase II. Gene Ontology annotation, cellular component: nucleus. The record is from RefSeq and is a predicted model, not a curated record.
CGAGCGGAGCACAGGGACCCGGGAUCUUCGUGCUGCUGAGCGCAAACGCGAAUAGCGGGUCGAGUCCGCCUGUCAUGACUGUCGAAUGACCACAGCAGCGGUCAGUUUGACGCCUGCAGAGCACCGUGCAUGCAGCCGGACUGACAGCGCCGAGGCACCGCCGGAGCUUUUGUCUUCGAGGGGAAUUUUCAAGUGCAGAGAAUAGGCGUCUGGAGCAGAGUACCAAAAAAAACUGAACCGGUUCAUAUUCACCUACGACGCAGCGGCCAUUGCAGAGGCUAAAUGAAGAACUUGUGAACAUGCACGAGGGAAGGACUCUACCUUUCACUUCGGUGACUUCCCCAGAUGCUCUGGCCCAAAGAAAGAUGGAAAGGAAUGGGAAGAACUUGAGCCAAGGCUGCUGCACAGCACCCGUUCAGUGAGCCAACAGGAGAUCCUCCAUACGCCACGUCGCUGAGCCUCUCACCAUUCCCUUUUGACCCCUCGACCUACAAGCGCCAUGACCUCUGAGCUGGAGAGUAGCCUGACUUCAAUGGACUGGCUCCCCCAGCUCAGCAUGAGGGCAGCCAUCCAGAAGGCGGAUGCGGGACACCACCACGCCCACCACCAUGGACACCACCACCACGCCCACCACCACGGGCAUGGGCCUGGCAAGAAAAUCACCCAUCUGGACCCAGGAACAACACUGGACCAGGAGGAAGCUGCACAGCACAGAGACGGUAAACCUCCCUAUAGCUACGCCAGCCUCAUCACCUUUGCUAUCAACGGCUCGCCGCGCAAACGGAUGACCCUCAGUGAGAUCUACCAGUGGAUCUGUGACAACUUCCCGUACUACAGAGAGGCGGGCAGCGGCUGGAAGGGUUCCUACUGGGCCAUAGACACCAAUCCAAAAGAAGACACAGUACCCAGCAGGCCAAAGAAGAGACCACGCUCUGGAGAAAGGGCAUCAACUCCUUACAGCCUGGAGUCAGAGUCUCUGAGGAUGGACUGCAUUAUGUCAGGAGGGGCGUCCCCAACCCUGGCCAUCAAUGCUGUAACCAACAAGGUAGUGCUGUACAAUCCCGAGGCAGAAGGCAGUGAGAGUCCUGGGAGUUUGGGCGGCAGCCUGAGCAACAGUCUUUCAGAACAGAGUUUGGCGUCCGUCAACCUUAACAACCUGAACACCGCCGUCAGCAGCAGCAGCAGCAACGUACACAGCUACACACCAGUGAGUAGCCACUCAGAGCCUUCAUCCCAGUCCCUGAGCCUGCAACAGCCCACCCAGCCGCCGCCACCUCCCCCACAGCCCCAGUACGGUCUGCCCGUCCCAGAGUCACGGGACAAGCAGCUCUGUUUCUCGGACUUUGAAGACCUCAGCGCUUCUUUCCGCAGUCUUUACAAGUGUGUCUUUGAGCAGUCGUUCUCGCAGCAAGGUUUAAUGGGUAUGCCCGGUGAUUCCAGCCAGCAGGCCCGGACGGCCUGCUCCUACCAGCACUCUCCUGGUGCAGGAAGCGGUGGCCACCACCACCAACACAACCACAGUCAAGUGUCGCACCACCCCCACCACCCUCAACAGCACCUCUCCCCUCACUCCACCCACAGCCAGCACCAGGCACACGGUCAGCAUGGCCAGCACCAACAGCACCCUGCUCAUUCCCAACAGCACCCAUCUCUUUCCCACCAGAGUCACACCGGACAGACCUGCCCUACAACAGGCAUGUCAUCAGACUGGUACCCCAACCUGGACUGGCUGAAGGAGAGCUGCCGCAUUGCUACCAGCUACAAUUGGGCUGACGUCGACCUCUCCCCAUUUCAAGGUCUAAAAGAGAGCAUGCGGCAGGCUGAGCUCAACAACUGGUCACUGGACGCCGCCCAGAUGGCUGACCUGUGUUCCUCCAUUAACCAGUUCUUCACGGCCACAGGGGUCAUCCCCCCGCAGGGUGGCGCCCACCCACAACCUCAGGUCCAACAUCCGACACCACCGGGAGCGCCGCAGCACCCAGCUCAGCCGCACGGGGCGAUGCACCCGAAGGCCAGCCAGCACAAUCAGCACGGACAACACAACCAACACAUCAGCACGGGGAACAUGUACAUAGACUCGAGACAGAGUAUUUCCUCUCUGAUGGGCCCGCCGGGAUACCCCCACAUGCCUCCCAUGAGCAACACGACUUCCACCAUGGCAGGUGACUCCUCCAUCGCUCUCUUAACAGGCCAUCUCAGCCAGCUGAGCCAGCAGCAGCAGCAGCAGCAGCAACAACAACACAGGCUGCCUCUGGGACACUUCCAGGUGAGACGCAUGCUCACUGCAGACGACAUCCAGGACGACUUUGACUGGGACUCCAUCGUCUAAACUGAGCCGUGGUGGAGCAGAGGUAUAAAGAAAAAGAGAGACAUGUGAGGAUAGGUGAGGUAUGGAACUGGCCGACCUGCUCCCUUUCACCUGUGUGAAAAAACAGAAGACAAUCCAAAAGAAAACAGAAAUGGAAAGUAAUUUUUCUUAUCUUGCUGGCCUUUUUUUCUGCUACAAGUGGAUGGUGAGUCUAAAGACAAUCAUAAUAAAAAAAGAGAGAGAGACUUAGACGGGACUGGGCCAAGCCACACAUCGCCCAAAGCAAAAGGACGUCUGAAGCUCUCUCAAUUGUCUCAUGUUUUGUCCUC